CCCACUUCCUGUCACAUACUGCUCCAAGGAGGCGGAGUUUGUGUUUUAUCAGCGCGGCCCAGCUGUGUUUGAUGCUCCUUCAGACUGAUACUGACUCACAGACACACUGCCGACGCUGAUAAGCAUAAACAUCUCUGUUCAGCAGCUGCUCCGUAUAUGGAGACAACAAAUAUCCGGCACUGAAAACCUCUUUUCAGUGAGAGCGGGAGCCUGAUCUGUGGUCCGUCUGCAGCGUGUGUGUGUGUGUGUGUGUGUGUGUGUGUGUGUGCUGGCAUGCGGUGGUGCGCUGCACUCGUGCUGAAGGUGCUGCUGUGGGUGCUGGUCAGUGAGAUGGCCGCGGCUCAGGUCUGGUGUCCGGAGAUGUGCUCCUGCUCGGACGCUGUGGUGGACUGCAGCAAACGCGGCCUCACCACGGCCAGCCUGCCCUCGUCCUUCCCUCCACACACCAUCGCUCUCCAGCUCAACGACAACCACCUGACCGCUCUGCCCCCCGGCCUGCUGGACUCACUGCCCUCCCUGCGCCGGGUCGCUCUCCACGGAAACCCCUGGUCAUGUGACUGCGGCGUCCUUUAUCUGAGAGGAUGGCUGCUGAAACAGAGCAACCCCGCUUCCAUACAGAACGUCAGCUGCAGUUCUCCUGCUCGCCUGCGGGGGCGCCUGCUCGUGUUUCUGUCCGAGCGGGAGCUGCUGGAGUCGUGUCGUUACUGGCUGUGUAACCUGGCCCUGGCCUCUCAGGUCAGCCUCUUCGUCUUCGUCGCCGUGCAGGUGGUCCUGCUGGCCUCUGUCGUCCUCUUCCUCCGGCGCUUCGAGCUGCUCAGCCGAGAGGCGCGACGCACGGCGGCGGAGAGCUUCACCGCGGAGGACGACGCGACGCAGAGCGACGAGUACGUCCCGUUAAAGGACAGGAGCCUCUAGGGGCCGGAGCGAAACUGACAAAUGCGUUCGGUUUCAUUGUAAUUAUCGCGCACGGUGCAGUUUUGUUUAUCGUAUUAAAAUGUCCUUUUUAAUUGCGUGCAUUUGCAAGGCAUUUAGACAACAAAAUAUAAUGUUAACUGUAAAAAUCUAAAUUAAUUUUUUUUAUACUUUCUUUGUAAAACGUGACUCAUACGGCCACAACAAAUUAAACAAUUUUAGUGCAUAUUCACGUGUGCAUGUCUAUGUGUUUUUGUCAUUUUUUGCUUCAAUAAAAUAAAAAGCAAAAUUGUUGUUAUUAUUCUUAA
Molecule: messenger RNA, 1220 nt
Organism: Puntigrus tetrazona (Sumatra barb)
Lineage: Eukaryota; Metazoa; Chordata; Actinopteri; Cypriniformes; Cyprinidae
Gene: gp1bb
Product: glycoprotein Ib platelet subunit beta
Exons: 3
Coding region: 274-915 (213 amino acids)
Source: RefSeq, a predicted model, not a curated record